GUUACCUCCGCCUGACGGGCAAGGCCUACAAAGGUGAGGACUGGGGUGAGAAGCCGCGUGUGCAGCUGGGUGUCCAGUAUGAGGGCAAGCUCGACAUUCUGGGCAGGAAGCUGGAUCUGGGCGGCGAAAGCGCGGGAUUCGACAGCGGACGCAGCCUCCUGGAUGA
This is a messenger RNA of Symbiodinium pilosum, 166 nucleotides long. The record is from the annotation of a GenBank genome assembly. NCBI's taxonomy places the organism in Eukaryota, Dinophyceae, Suessiales, Symbiodiniaceae.